Messenger RNA from Prunus armeniaca (apricot), 807 nucleotides. The record is from the annotation of a GenBank genome assembly. NCBI's taxonomy places the organism in Eukaryota, Viridiplantae, Streptophyta, Magnoliopsida, Rosales, Rosaceae.
AUGGUGUUUAUCUUGCCAGAAAAGUUUAGAGCAGCAGAAGGACAAGAAAGCACCGUGGAUGGAGAUGUGUUUUCACAAGAAACUUUUGAGUGCAGGUUGAUAGAAGUAGAAGAGGGACCAGGACAGCAAAAAUUUGCUUACAAGAUAGGCGGAACUGCCAUGAAAUUUUCGGCAGAACAACUGUACUUUUCCAAACCUACCAAGGAAAUGGCCAACCAUCUUAGGCCUUUGUUCGUCACUGCAAAUUUUAGGGGUGUUCCUAUCUCUAAAGUGAUGGUAGAUGGAGGUGUAGCUAUCAAUCUUCAGCCUCAUAGGUUAUUGGUCAAAAUGGGCAGAACAGAGAAAGAUCUAAUCCCAACACUCUUAAUGGUCACCAAUUUCGCUAGAGGCAUCACCAAGACUCAUGGAAUACUAGAUGUAGAUGUCAUAGUAGGAAUCAAAAAGCUGAAGAUUGCCUUUUUCGUGGUAGACACCACUUAUACCACUUACAAUGCAUUGCUUGGCAGAGACUGGAUUCACCAGAGUCUGUGUGUUCCUUCCACCCUACACCAACAGUUGGCCCUCUGGCAUGAAGAGGGUUUCAUGGAAAUCGUGGAGGCCGACCCAUGGCCAUUUCUACCAUCUGCAUUAUGUUUUGAGGCCAGGUAUUAUCAUGAUGACCUUGGUCCUUUUACUUUCUUCGGAGUCAACCAGAACGGCCGCCCACAUGGUUUCACGGCCCAGAAACUCAUUGAAGAAGGUCUAGCUAGUUAUCUAAAGGGCUGGAAUAGGCCUUACUUUCUCAACCUCCAGAGUUCUGAUGUUUAG